Molecule: messenger RNA, 798 nt
Organism: Tripterygium wilfordii
Lineage: Eukaryota; Viridiplantae; Streptophyta; Magnoliopsida; Celastrales; Celastraceae
Exons: 8
Coding region: 1-798 (265 amino acids)
Source: RefSeq, a predicted model, not a curated record
AUGCAGAAGGUCCCUAUUGCAGUCAGCACCUAUAUGAUGCACAACAAACAAGAGAAAUCAGAAUUGCCAGCCUGGUGCAGUCCCCGGAGGAACUGGUCAUUGUGGAAUCUAAGACAGUUUCGAGAUGAGUUCUUGAGGAGAUCGGCUGCAGAACACGUUCAUGUGGGAGAUCCUUGUGUUGUUUGUGCUUUAUAUGAUAUUUUUACGGUUCUGAGUACUGCAUCUGCUGAUACACAAAGGGAACCUGUUGUCCCUACUUCGUUGAGCCUGAGGAUAGCUCUAAGCAAUUUCUGUGGAAUGGAGUCCAGACAUCUGAAGUACACUUCAUUCUUUCAUAAUAUAAAUGCAAGCGCCCUCCGAACAAUGAAGGUUAUGUUUCCCAGAAGCUCCUUUGAUGAACUUUUAAAUUUUGUAGAGAUGCAUCAUCAGUUAGCUUGUGAUUCUGAGUCUGGUGGCUGUGGUCAGACUCAGCCCAACCAUAUCCAUCACUUUCUUUCCAAGCCGCCAUAUGUUUUUACCACAGCCCUAAACAAGGUUUUGAAAUCCGGAUCAGUCCUUGAACCUGAAAAUCCUUCGGUUCACGAUUUAAAUGGUAAAUCGGGGUCAAAACCGGAUUCGACUGGUCUUCUUUAUUUAUUUAUUUAUUUAAUUUUGUCUGAUCACGAGCAUGAAAAGUGGAUCAUGUAUGACGAUAAGACUGUCAAGGUUGUUGUUGGCUGGACCAAUGUUCUUACCGUGUGCCAAAGAGGGCACUUACAACCUCAGGGUCUGUUCUUUGAAGCUGUUCAUGAGAAAUAG